Messenger RNA from Capronia epimyces CBS 606.96, 1449 nucleotides. RefSeq names its product phosphoserine phosphatase. Gene Ontology annotation, molecular function: magnesium ion binding; L-phosphoserine phosphatase activity. The transcript has a single exon. Lineage: Eukaryota; Fungi; Ascomycota; Eurotiomycetes; Chaetothyriales; Herpotrichiellaceae. The record is from RefSeq and is a predicted model, not a curated record. The coding region runs from base 1 to 1449 and encodes 482 amino acids. Gene Ontology annotation, cellular component: cytoplasm. Gene Ontology annotation, biological process: L-serine biosynthetic process; dephosphorylation.
AUGGCUUCCUCUCCUUCGCGCUCCCGUAACCUGAGCCUGGCCAAAGAAUCUUUGACUGGCAGCUCCUACCUCGACGACCAUCUCGAGUACAAGUCCCAUCAGUCGGGCCCCUCGACAAGCAUCGAUGGCGUCAUGGACCAACCUACUCGGCGGCCUCGACAUACCAUGUCGAACGCCUCGCUGACCUCGAGAAGAUCUAUCAGUGCAAUUUCUCCAUCGCCAAUGGUCGCUCAAGAGAGUUCAACUGUUUACACAAUUUCUCACACUAACUGCGUCCGAGAGCCUGGCGGCCCUGCCAGACUGGUCGCGACAAUAUACUACAACUCAGCCUCCCCACGACAUCCGCAUAUCCAUCCAGACCAGUCUCCUCCUGGUCGGGCAAUAGAUCGAAUCCCUGUGCCUGAAAUCGUAGAGGGUUCGGCGCCGACAACAAGCAUUGCCGAAUAUCCUCUUGAGCCGCCUGCUCCAGAACCCGAGCCACUAGACCAUCUCUACGGGGCCUACAUUUCUCAAUUAUGCCUGACGCACUUCCUAUCCACCCUUGACAGUCUUCUCAUCCACAACAGAUCCGAGGAGCGUCGCCUCACAUCCUCUCACCGAUGCCUUGCGCCUGACCCAGUCAAGCCUAGAGUCAUGGAAGUGACCUUCUCGCCUGCUCCAAAUUCCGAAUACCUCCCCUUCCCACUCAUAUCAAAACAUGAAUCCAUCUACAAGUUUGAGCGAGAAUGGAACUGCGAAAUAGUGCUGCAGCCCUCGACAGUGUACCGUCGUCACAAACGACUUUGUGUGUUUGACAUGGAUUCCACUCUGAUCCAGCAAGAGGUGAUCGAUGAAAUCGCCGCCUUCAUUGGCGUGAAAGAGGCUGUUGCUGCCAUCACCGAGCGUGCAAUGAACGGCGAGCUCGAUUUUGCCUCUUCGCUCAAGGCAAGGGUUGCUUUACUUAAAGGAGUUCCUAGCCAUGUGUUUGAACAUCUCAAACCGAAGCUUGUCAUCACACCCGGUGCGAAAGAGUUAUGCAAAUGCCUGAAACGACUCGGCUUCACGCUAGCCGUCCUGAGCGGCGGGUUUCAACCGCUUGCCGACUGGCUGGCAGGUCAACUCGGGCUCGACCAUGCAUUUGCCAACCAUCUCAUCGUAGACCCAAAGACCGAAACCUUGACUGGCGAACUUGACCCGUCAUGUCCGAUUGUCGAUGCGCAGCAUAAACGGAAUCUGCUGAUCAGUCUGGCAUCAGGGAAGGAUAUUCCUUUGGCCCAGACCAUGGCCGUUGGAGACGGGGCUAACGACAUCCCUAUGCUCCAAACUGCCGGUUUGGGUGUCGCCUGGAAAGCAAAGUCCAAAGUGCAGAUGGAAGCUCCUGCCAGAUUGAACAUUGGGGAGAGCAUGCUCGACUUGAUUUAUUUGCUGGGCGUGACCAAGGAAGAGGUCGAUGAGCUCUUGAGGGAUUGA